Messenger RNA from Helicoverpa armigera (cotton bollworm), 318 nucleotides. Its product is annotated as protein POLR1D-like. Bases 1 to 318 code for a protein of 105 amino acids. The record is from RefSeq and is a predicted model, not a curated record. The transcript has 2 exons. Lineage: Eukaryota; Metazoa; Arthropoda; Insecta; Lepidoptera; Noctuidae.
AUGACAGAGAAGGAAGAUGUUACUAAUCAACCCGAAAAAGAACCAUUAGAUGACGAAGCCCUAGAAAAACUCGCUGUAGAGGAAUUAAUGCGGGAAGCCGUUCAAGGAGCUGCAAGGGCUGAAAUAGUUGGGCCUUCUGGUUGGAUAAAAGCUCCACAAAACAAAACCAACAAGCGUUUCUUAGUAAAUACUUUACGAAAUGCAGUAACCUCUAACAAAUACCACUCAAGGCAACGCCGACACUCGCACAAAUCACCCAAUCGUGAAAAACAUCCAGAGCCUUCAAUUAAAAAAGAUAGAUCCAAAAGAAAACAUUAA